Molecule: messenger RNA, 237 nt
Organism: Cokeromyces recurvatus
Lineage: Eukaryota; Fungi; Mucoromycota; Mucoromycetes; Mucorales; Mucoraceae
Exons: 1
Coding region: 1-237 (78 amino acids)
Source: RefSeq, a predicted model, not a curated record
AUGUAUGAAGUUAAUUGGCUAUUCUUUAUGAAUUCUCUGUGGAUUCCAUUUGACUAUAAAAAUCAAAUAUUUUUAGAGGACGCAUUUAUAUUAAAAGGAACAUUUGUUGACCUUGAAGACAGUCAUUUUCCCGAAACACGUAAAGUCCGCGUUUUUCCUAAACAAGAUUACCUUUGUUACCUGGGUGUACGAUAUAGGCUUAGUAGAAUAAUGUUACCAAAAUAUAUUAUGCGGUAG